Molecule: messenger RNA, 1726 nt
Organism: Argentina anserina (silverweed cinquefoil)
Lineage: Eukaryota; Viridiplantae; Streptophyta; Magnoliopsida; Rosales; Rosaceae
Product: serine/threonine-protein kinase STY13-like
Exons: 6
Coding region: 389-1447 (352 amino acids)
Biological process (GO): signal transduction; protein phosphorylation
Cellular component (GO): cytoplasm
Molecular function (GO): ATP binding; protein kinase activity
Source: RefSeq, a predicted model, not a curated record
CUCCACACUACCCCUGCUCUGCUUCCUCUACUGACAGAAGUUCUGAGCUUCCUUCCCAUUUUUAAAACUCUGACUCUGUUGGUGGGUGCCUCUGGUUUUUUUAUUCUCUGCCUCCCAAAGAAAGGCACACAUUUGAUUUGUGGGAUCUGCAGCCGUGUUUUCAGGGCAUGGGUCUGUUCUUUCAAACCUGCUACGCCAUUCCCUUUUAUUAUGGACUAUAAAAGGAGGUCGCUUAUUUUAAUGCUAAUUUUGUUCCUUUAAGUAGUGUUUUUGCCAUUUUUAAAGCUCCCUGCUUUCAUUGAAAUGUGAUCAUACCAUAAAAGGGUGUGUGCAGUUUUGGGUAGUGGAAAUAAAUCUACUGAGUUGAGCUGAGUUUGGAGAGGAAAGUAUGGGAUCUGGUAAUGGGGUUUAUGUGGUUGGGGAGUUUGAUUUGGAUGCCAAGUGGCUCACCGAUCCAAAGCAUCUGUUUGUUGGUCCCAGAAUUAGGGAGGGUGCUCGUGCCAAAGUCUAUGAAGGAAAAUACAAGAAUCAAAAUGUUGCUGUGAAGAUUGUCAAUAGAGGAGAGACCCCGGAAGAGAUUACCAAGAGAGAAGCACGGUUUGCAAGGGAGGUGGCUAUGUUGUCCAGAGUGCAGCACAAAAAUUUAGUGAAGUUCAUUGGUGCCUGCAAUGAAUCUGUCAUGGUCAUAGUGACUGAGCUUCUUUUGGGUGGGACUUUGCGCAAAUUCUUGUUCAGUAUGCGUCCAAGGUGCUUGGACAAGCCUGUGGCAGUUGGAUUUGCACUUGACAUUGCUCGUGCUAUGGAGUGCUUGCACUCCCAUGGAAUUAUUCACCGGGACCUGAAACCUGAGAACUUGAUUUUGACUGCAGACCAUAAAACAGUUAAACUUGCGGAUUUUGGCUUAGCAAGAGAAGAGUCAUUAACAGAAAUGAUGACUGCUGAAACUGGGACAUACAGGUGGAUGGCGCCUGAGCUUUAUAGCACAGUUACACUAAGACAUGGAGAGAAGAAGCAUUACAAUCAUAAGGUGGAUGCUUACAGCUUUGCAAUUGUAUUAUGGGAACUCAUUCAUAAUAAGGUGCCAUUUGAAGGCAUGUCGAACCUGCAAGCAGCAUAUGCAGCUGCUUUUAAGAACGUGAGGCCAAGUGCUGAAGAUCUUCCAGAGGAUUUGGCUUUGAUAGUGACCUCAUGUUGGAAAGAGGAUCCAAAUGAUCGCCCCGACUUCAGCCAAAUUAUACAGAUGCUACUGCAUUAUCUAUCUACAAUUUCACCGUCAAAACCCGCAAUCCCCCAACGGAUAUUCAAAUCUGAUAAUGCUGUACUACCACCAGAGUCCCCCGGUACUAGUUCUCUGAUGGCUGCACACAAUGAACCGGGCGAAACACCUAAAGUAGACAUGCAAGAGAACUCUAAAGGUUUCUUCUUUUGCUUCAACCAAUGUUGUUGAUACUUGAUACUCAUCUAGGCUACUAGUCUUAAAAUACUGUGGAAUUGGGACAGUUAUCUUAACCUUAGUUUGGUCUGAUGGAGAUCAACUCGAUAGAAAUUUAGAAUUCUGGAGUUGGUGGGUUGCUGUGAUGUAAUUACGUUGUAAAAAUAAGGUUCAUCCGAAAACCUUUUGCUCCUGUUCAAGAUAACCCCUUUGACCAUGUCAUGAUCUGUAGCAAUUUAGCAAUUGAUUGUAACACAAUAAUGUAUCAGGAAGUGUUUUCUUCUUAAAAAUCAA